Molecule: messenger RNA, 4319 nt
Organism: Sebastes umbrosus (honeycomb rockfish)
Lineage: Eukaryota; Metazoa; Chordata; Actinopteri; Perciformes; Sebastidae
Gene: sez6l2
Product: seizure related 6 homolog (mouse)-like 2
Exons: 19
Coding region: 16-3039 (1007 amino acids)
Biological process (GO): synapse maturation
Cellular component (GO): neuronal cell body; endoplasmic reticulum
Source: RefSeq, a predicted model, not a curated record
CGUGCUGGUUGGUGGAUGUGCGUGUGUCUCCUCCAGCGCGCUCACAGUCACAACGCACUAAAUGUGCAUGUGCAUGUGCGUGCGUGCGUCUCCUCCAGCGCGCUCCGGCUGCAGUUACCGCGCGCCACCGCCAGAGCGCACCUGAAGCCUCCAGCAGCAGCAGCAGCAGCAGAUGCCCUCACAGUCACAGUCCCAUCAUCAUCAGAGCCGAAUGCGUCAAGCCCACGGUACCCAGCUACCAGCUAUAGGGGCAUCAUCAGCAUCUUCUCACUGGGGCCUAGAAUAGAGCACCAGGAUCCAGAGGACAGAGGACGCAUCUUGCAGAAGACAAAAGGUCAUUCAGUUUUAUCCAAAGCCAUGGGGUUCGCACGCCUUGCUGUGAUGCUUUCUAUCACCAUGAUCCACCUGGUUUCAGGUAUGAGCUUCAUGACUCCUGAGCCUGAUACGCCACCAACAUCAACCCCAGAGUCCUACCCCCUGGGUGACCUGAUCCACGCUGCCCUGCAGAGUAAGGAAUACUUAGCAGAGGCUUCUGCGAGCACAGGUACGACCACCAACCCGACGCAGGCCGUUCCUGGACUCGGGCAGACCGAGUCGACGGCGACGGUCAUAUCACCGGGGCUGCUCACCACGGCUUUAAGCUCCUCUUCCGCUGCCGGCCACCAGACGGGAUCGAGGAACACCAUGUCCUCGCUGCCCGUAGAGGAGGAGACGACCACCACUCUGAUCACCACCACCACCAUAACCACCAUGCACAUGCCAGUACAGUGCAAUGCGACUUUGUCAGCAAUGGAGGAUGUUGUCGAGUCACCAGAUCCGGCAUCGUCGUCCUCGUCUUUUUCCCCUCUGGAGUGCACCUACAGCAUCACUGUGUACGCAGGUUACGGUGUGGAAAUUCAGGUGAGGAAGGUCAAUCUUUCUAAGAAAGAGUCUCUGACGAUCAUGGGCUAUGGAGGUUUGGGACCAGAGCUCUUAGCCAACGAGACCCUGAUGAGAGAAGGUCAGGUGAUCCGCAGUACAACCAAUCAGGUGUACAUUCACUAUCGCAGCCUCCGACAGACCAACCACGGCGUGUUCAGCCUCCACUAUCAAGCCUUCCUGCUGUCCUGCCCGUUCCCUCAGUCUCCGGAGGGCGGCGGAGUGACCGUGACCGACAUCCAUCCCGGAGGUCAGGCCCAUUUCCACUGUGAUCCGGGUUUCCAGGUCCGCGGCCACGAGGUGGCAACUUGUGUCAACACGACGCAACCGCACUGGAGCACCGCUGAGCCGCAGUGUGUCGCGGUGUCUUGUGGAGGGUGGAUCCGUAAUGCAACCGUGGGACGGAUACUGUCUCCACCUCCUCCGACUAUCAGCAACCACAGUAAUGGAAACAACCUGAGCUGCCACUGGCUGAUAGAAGCCAAAGAGGGACACAGACUGCACCUCCACUUCGAGAGGAUCGCACUGGAUGAAGACGACGAUAAGUUAAUCGUGCGCAGUGGAAACAACUCCCUGUCUGCGCCGCUCUUUGACUCGGACCUGGACGACGUCCCCGAGCGCGGGUUGCUGAGCGAGAGCGCCACGCUGUACCUGGAGCUCACCGCCGACUCGUCCUCCAUCCCCCUGCUGCUGGCGCUGCGAUACGAGGCGUUCGAUGACGAACACUGCUGGGAGCCCUACAUGCCUCACGGAAACUUCAGCAGCAGCGACAUCACCUUCCAGCUGGGCACCACCGUGACCUUCACCUGCUCCCCGGGCUUCGUCAUGGAGCAGGGAUCAGGGACCAUCGAGUGUGUCGACCCCAGCAACCCCCACUGGAAUGACAGCGAGCCCGUGUGCAGAGCUCUGUGCGGAGGCGAGCUGACCGAGCCGUCGGGUACCAUCCUGUCUCCUGAUUGGCCCCAGAGCUACUCCAAGGGGCUGGACUGUGUGUGGCAGAUCCACGGCAACGAGGAGAAACGCGUCGAACUGGACGUCCAGAUUCUAAACAUCCGCCACACUGACGUGCUGACCGUUUUUGACGGACGUGACCUCAUGUCCCACGUGAUGGGACAAUACCUGGGGUCCAAAGAGCGUUUCCAGGUCGUGUCUGGGGGGUCAGAGGUCACCAUUCAGUUUCAGAGCGAUCCGGAUGAUUCCACUUUCAUCCUGAGUCAGGGAUUCCUCAUCCAUUAUCGUGAGGUUGAGCCCAACGACACCUGUCCUACUCUCCCUCAAAUCGACUUUGGCUGGAUCAGCAUGUCCCACUCGUCCCCCGUGAGAGGCAGCGUGCUGACCUAUCAGUGUCAACCGGGGUAUGACAUCAGCGGCUCUGACAUCAUCACCUGCCAGUGGGAUCUCUCCUGGAGCAGCAGUCCGCCUACAUGUGUCAAAGUCCAGCAGUGUCCUGACCCAGGAGAGGUGGUGAACGGAGCGCGCUCCGUGCGCCCUGAAGCAGGUUUUGCGGUCGGGACGGUCGUCCGUUUCUCUUGUAACCAGGGUUACCAGCUGGAAGGUCCCAGCCAGAUCUCCUGCCAUGGACGAGACACCGGCACCCCCAAAUGGAGCGACCGCAGCCCGAAGUGUGUCUUGAAAUAUGACCCAUGCCCAAACCCUGGCGUCCCCGACAACGGCUACCAAACCCUGUACAAGCACAGCUACCAGGCCGGAGAAACCCUGCGCUUCUUCUGCUACGAGGGCUACGAGCUCAUCGGCGAGGUCAUCAUCAGCUGCGUUCCCGGCCACCCCUCUCAGUGGAACAGCCCGCCGCCCUUCUGCAAAGUGGCAUAUGAGGAGCUUCUGGAUGAUCACAAGUUAGAAGUGUCCCAGUCCUUCGAGCCGUCCCAUCAGAUCCUGAGUGAGAACAUUGCUUUGGCAAUAAUUCUGCCAAUCAUCCUGGUCAUCCUGCUGAUUGGAGGAAUUUACAUGUAUUAUACAAACAUUUGCAGACUAGAAUGGAAGCCGCUCUUCUGGAAGUCUCUCUCCCACACACACUCCUACAGUCCCAUCACGGUCGAGUCCGACUUCAACAACCCUCUUUACGAGGCCGGGGAUACGCGGGAGUACGAGGUGUCCAUUUAAAGGAGAAAAUACGAGGUGUCCAUUUAAGGGAGUAAAACGUCUGGGUGAGAAUUGAAAACCACAGAAAGAUUCACAUCUUCUGGAAGAUAAAUUCGUCGGUAUUAUAAAAGGCCUCACUCCCCCUUUCUAUCGUUCAUUUCUCAUCAUCUUUUCUGACGUUUAUCUCUUAUCUCUGACGUUUAUCAGUGUGAGGAAGUGCUUUAUUUUGAUUUGUUGCACUGAUACAGCGGUCUGUAUCACGGGGACUGGUGCCUUAUGAAGGGUCAAAACAUUUGAUAAUAAAGGAAAACAAAAUAAGAGCGUGCGAGGCAUAAGAACAGGAGGGAUGAAAAGGGCGAAGAGAAACUGAUUUAUUUAUUUAUCAAGUUCAAUUAUUACGAGGCCAGAACAUUAGAGAACGUGGCAAUACUUUAUUUAUAACGAUCAGAAGUUAGACACAGAAUGUUCUCAUCUUUAGACGUCACAUUUUACAGUGUUAACUGUAAAAAAACUUUAAUUUCAAUCAAGAUCGUCAUUUUCUCUCUUCCUCACUUUGUCUCUCUGUGUAACACACACACACACACACACACACACACACACACAUAAAUUGAAUGUAAAUAUCUGACUUAAUAUUGAUUGAGGUUGAUAUAUAUAUAUCAUACGUAUAUGUAUAAGCCUCGUAUAUACACUUAUACAUGGCGGCGGGAGGUUAUAUAUUUUCAUUAUAUAUGUAAUGAAAAUUCAGUGCCAAAAUAUAAUGUUAAAUAAUUUAAUGUCCCUUAAGUGUUUUCAUCCGUUGUUGCAAUACUGUUUACAAAAGGCAGUUUAUUUUAUUCUUCGCUGUUCGUUGGCGUGCGUCGUCACCCGUGCGUCGUCACCCGUGCGUCACAUGACCUAUAAGGGAAAAGGUGAGGAUAUGAAUGUCAUUAUGCUUAGAGCAUGCACUGAUUGUAAAUUAUAUUGCUUCUGCUCAAUCUCGCCAUUAUCAUUAUAGUUAUUGACAGUUAUCAUUGUUAUCAGAUUUGAUGUUGUAUGCACUAUGUUGAUGAAAAAUUACAAAACUUGGCUGCUUGCUGUGAUGCAUUAUGUAUUUAUUUACCGACUGAUUGUUUGAGAACGGUGGACGUCGUCUCAUUCGCCGAGCCAAACGAGCGAGGGAUCCUGGAGACUGUUGCUUUGUAGACUUAAUUCUUCUUCUUAUCAUCAGUAGCAUUUCUUUGCUUCAUAUAUGAAUACACUCUUUUGAAGGCAGUAAAUUAUUUGCUGAACUGGAAAUAAAGUCUCUGUUGAAUGGUGUAAAA